AUGAGUGGCACUGGCAACCAAAGCACAAUGAUCUUUGACGGUACUAACAACUUUUGUGCUUGGCGAGCUCGAGUGGAGAACGAGCUGAUGCGACACGGUCUGCUGGGGUACGUGUUGGUAAAGGGCUACUACGGUUGCCAGUCGUUCGACUACAAAGGGCAACUCGUAGAAGCGAAGUAUCCCGAUGGACUUCGUCAAUUUGACGCAGUGAAAGAAGCUGCAGAGGCUAUGCACAUUGUGCAGUGUUCAUUGCACGAGGAUAUCGAGGCUGCUGUUCUCAACAAGAGCGUAUUCGAUGUUUGGAGCAUCCUGCGUGAGUUGUAUGACAGCGGCAAGGAUCCGUCUAUCGCUGAAAAGUAUCGAGUGCUAGAGCACAUAUAUUACGGCGACAAGAAGCGCGAGUCUAUGGACGAGUUUAUAACGCGAUUGGGAAUGGUGGUGCGCCAAUUCAUGCACGUUACGGGUGUUGAGUUGACAGACUCCUAUCUCUCUGCCAUGUUAGAGCGAAAACUGCCCAGGGGGUGGGAAUCUACGGUAGCAUCGUGGCGCGGCAAAAGGCCGUUUAUACCGAUCGAAGAGCUACGAGAGAAAGCUAUUGCUGAGGAGAAACGUCAGCGCAACAGCUCAGCGUCCUCGCAGAAAACACCGCCCGACAAUGUUCACAAUACAUCCCAAUCGGCUCAAUCUUACGAGAACAGUGUACCCAAUAGUUCUCAUGUGCUGCCCUCGGCAAGGACUGUUCGUGAGGAAUUCACAUUUUGUUUCUACUGCUUGAAAGAGAACCACUUCUUCCGAGACUGCACAUAUCUUGACAGAGACAUCAAAACGGGUAACACCCGUAAUAAUCGCAGUCAGUUUUCGUGCCGGGUUACGGAGAAGCGAACGUCGGCGAUGGUACAAGCGCUUGAAGCGUACAUCACCGAACAAACGAAGCGCACAGCGUAUCGAGCGUCCGAGCCUCGACGAGAUACGAAGCGUAAGCGCGAAACCGACCUUAGUCGCUAUGGACCUCAGGGCACUCGCGAUGGAUUCAGCAAAUACCAAGCGCCCCCGGUGCGAUCCGUGCCUCAGCGUUCUCGUAGCGUGCACCCGUUGACGAGCAGGCGUCCAUCUCGAGGUGUGCGAUCGCGAAGCGUUUAUCACGAUGGGAGAUCUGUCAGAUCCUCGAGUUCGUGUCGCGUCAACUCGAGUUUCUCCUUCCCGCCGCGGAAGCAGCAACGGGCUCCCUCUUUUGAGCGCCAUUUGGGAGAGUCACCGUAG
This is a messenger RNA of Phytophthora nicotianae INRA-310, 1260 nucleotides long. RefSeq lists its product as hypothetical. Bases 1 to 1260 code for a protein of 419 amino acids. The transcript has a single exon. The record is from RefSeq and is a predicted model, not a curated record. NCBI's taxonomy places the organism in Eukaryota, Oomycota, Peronosporomycetes, Peronosporales, Peronosporaceae.